Microthlaspi erraticum is the source of this 1968-nucleotide messenger RNA. The record is from the annotation of a GenBank genome assembly. Lineage: Eukaryota; Viridiplantae; Streptophyta; Magnoliopsida; Brassicales; Brassicaceae.
AUGUCCUUGAUUCACAGCCGGUUAAAUCGUUUUCCUGUAUUAUUGUCUAUAAGUGCUUGGAACUUUAAGGUACGUGAAGCAGUUAAUCGAAAUGAUCCGGCGGAAUCACUUCUCCUGUAUCGAGAAAUGAAGCGCGGAGGAUUUGAGCCAAACAACUUGACCUUUCCAUUUGUGGCCAAGGCGUGUGCUAGGCUCGCUGAUAUCAGGUACUCCGAGAUGGUUCAUGCCCAUGUUUUGAAAUCUCCGUUUUGGUCUGAUGUGUUCGUUGGGACUGCGACGGUUGAUAUGUUUGUAAAAUGUAAUUCUUUGGAUUGUGCCGCCAAGGUGUUUGAGAGAAUGCCUGAGAGAGACGCUACCACUUGGAACGCAAUGCUCUCUGGUUUCUGUCAAUCGGGUCACACGGAUAAGGCUUUUGCUCUAUUUCGUGAGAUGAGACUCGACGAGAUUCCUCCUGAUUCUGUGACUGUUAUGACCUUGAUUCAGUCUGCUUCGUCUGAGAAAAGCUUGAAGCUUUUGAAGGCUUUGCAUGCCUUUGGGAUACGUUUAGGUGUAGAUGUGCAAGUUACAGUUGCUAAUACUUGGAUUUCUACUUAUGCGAAAUGUGGUGAUUUGGAUUCAGCAAAGUCAGUUUUUGAAGCUAUUAGGAGAGGUGACAGAAGUGUCAUCUCUUGGAACUCUAUGUUCAAAGCAUAUGCGAUUUUUGGGGAGGCAUUUGAAGCUUUUGGUUUUUACCGACUGAUGCUGCGUGAAGAGUUUAAGCCGGAUUUGAGCACCUUUAUUAACCUGGCUGCGUCAUGUCAGAAACCUGAUACACUAACGCAAGGAAGAUUGAUUCAUUCUCAGGCAAUCUGCCUCGGUACUGAUCAAGAUAUAGAAGUGAUCAAUACCUUCAUUUCCAUGUAUUCGAAAUCCGGAGAUACCUGUUCAGCGAGGCUUUUGUUUGACUGCAUGCCUUCAAGAACAUGUGUUUCUUGGACUGUGAUGAUAAGUGGCUAUGCAGAGAAAGGCGACAUGGAUGAAGCUUUGGCUUUAUUUAAUGCCAUGACCAUAACAGGAGUGAGUCCAGAUCUAGUUACCUUACUCUCCCUCAUUUCAGGUUGUGGAAAAUCUGGUUCACUAGAGAUUGGAAAAUGGAUUGAUGCUAGAACGGAUACUUAUGGCUGCAAGAGAGAUAACGUCAUGGUCUGCAAUGCUCUUAUUGAUAUGUACUCAAAAUGUGGAAGUGUCACCGAAGCUCGAGACAUCUUCGAUAACAUGACUGAGAAAACUGUAGUCUCAUGGACUACGAUGAUAGCUGGAUACGCUUUGAACGGAGUCUUCCUCGAAGCUUUGGAACUUUUCAACAAGAUGAUAGACUUGGGUUAUAAACCAAACCAUAUAACAUUCCUUGCUGUUCUCCAAGCUUGUGCUCAUUCAGGCUCUCUGGAGAAAGGGUGGGAGUAUUUCCUCACUAUGGAAGAAGUAUACAGCAUCAGCCCUGGAUUAGACCAUUACUCUUGUAUGGUAGAUCUUCUUGGAAGGAAGGGAAAGCUAGAAGAAGCUUUAGAACUCAUUCGUAACAUGUCAGCUAAACCUGAUGCUGGGAUAUGGGGUGCAUUGCUUAGUGCUUGCAAGAUCCACCGUAACGUGGAGGUGGCUGAGCAAGCGGCUGAGUGUCUUUUUAACUUGGAACCGGAAACGGCUGCGGCUUAUGUAGAAAUGGCAAACAUAUACGCAGCUGCUGGUAUGUGGGAUAGGUUUGCAAAGGUUAGAUCCAUGAUGAAACGCAGGAAGAUUAAGAAGUAUCCAGGUGAAAGCGUGAUUCAUGUCAACGGGAAGAAUCACACUUUUACAGUGGGAGAACGUGACCAUGCAGAACAUGAAACGAUAUACCUUGUGUUGGAUGGUUUGAGCCUGUUUGCCAGAGAUGAACAUAUACUGCGUAAAGAUGGGUAUGCAGAACAGAGUUAUGAACUUCGGUGGGUUUAG